Aspergillus luchuensis is the source of this 1851-nucleotide messenger RNA. RefSeq names its product MFS transporter (gene MCH1). The coding region runs from base 1 to 1851 and encodes 616 amino acids. The transcript is spliced from 3 exons. Gene Ontology annotation, cellular component: membrane. NCBI's taxonomy places the organism in Eukaryota, Fungi, Ascomycota, Eurotiomycetes, Eurotiales, Aspergillaceae. Gene Ontology annotation, biological process: transmembrane transport. The record is from RefSeq and is a predicted model, not a curated record. Gene Ontology annotation, molecular function: transmembrane transporter activity.
AUGACGCCAUCCCGUGAUAAGCAAGACCCAGCUAUCGACAAGCGGGACUUUGAUGCUCAUCGCCCGUUACUAGAUGAUGCAGAUGCUGAGGUGGAUGAGCAGCAGCGAGGACACCUACGGUCACGGGCAGGGUCAUGUUUAUCGGCCACCAACAAUGACGAUGGCCUCCUAAAUGAUGUUGUCGACGAGAUCUUAGAAAGGGAUAGAAAGAAAAUGGCCAAGGAAGUGGUGCGGAUUAGCAGUUUUGCUUGGGGCGUUAUCAGCUGUCUUGGAGCUGGUAGCAUUACCGCAUUCUCGCUAUACGGACCCCUGUUGCUCACUCGCCUCCACUACACUCAACUCCGUGUCAAUGCUGUUGCGAUUGCCGCAGAAGUCUCGAUGUACCUACCUGUUCCGCUUUUUGGAUAUCUCUGCGAUCGGUACAGCCCAUCUCCGCUGGCUUUAUUCUCUGGUUUCGUGUUUGGGGCUGGCUACCUUCUGGCUGCACUCGCCUUUAAGAGUGGACCGCCUCCUGAUGCAGGUGGCGAGGGCUGGCCGUUUUGGGUGAUGAUCGUGGCUUUCAUUGCCAUUGGCGUUGCUACAAGUUGUAUGUACUUGGCUGCGGUCGCAACAUGUGCCAAGAACUUUGGCCGGGGUAAGCAUAAGGGCAUUAUGCUUGCUGUUCCUAUCGCGGGAUUUGGCCUUAGUGGCAUGUGGCAGAGCCAGGUGGGAACGUACUUCCUGUGUGACCGACUGGAAGAUGGUGCUCGUGGCGAUGUCAACGUGUACAAGUACUUCUUAUUCCUCGCGAUCCUGUUGUUCUGCAUUGGUGUGAUCGGCACCUUUGCCCUCAGGAUCGUGGAUGAGAAUGAAGACAAGUACAUCGACGAGGCAGUAGAGGAAUUGGAGCGCAGUGGCCUUCUUGAAGAGAGCGAAUUCUUCCGGCCCAGGAACGAAGUUAGGGCUGCUUAUGGAACGUUUUCGCAGGCCGACGACGGCACCGGAUCCGAUGGGGACCAAACUCUGACACUCUCAGAAGAGGAGCGAGAAGCAGCAAGACUUGAGAAGGAAAGGGAGGAAGAAGAGCGUCGGAAGAAGAACUGGCUGCUGAACUAUGAGACGAGGAUCUUCUUCCAGGACAAGUCAAUGUGGUGGCUUGCGAUUGGCUUCUUCCUGGUCACUGGACCAGGAGAGGCAUAUAUCAAUAACCUGGGCACUAUUGUCCAAUCCCUGACUCCCGUAUCAAAUAUUACAAACGCCUCGUCACCUGCAGGCCUACCAUCAACCCAUGUCAGCACCAUCGCGCUGACCUCCACCAUUGCCCGACUUCUCACCGGCUCGCUCUCCGAUCUUUUCGCCCCGCCAGCAACCCAUCUCUUUCCCAGUCCUUUAGAAAGUAGUCGCCCUGCGUCCGUCACAUCGGCGACCAACCGCACCACCUUCACCCGCCUUGCAUUCCUCCUCCCCUCCGCCUUCCUUCUCUCCAUCGGCUACCUCCUUCUCUCCUCCCCCAUCCCCCUUCAAUACCCCGGCUUGACCCACCUCACCACGGCCCUGAUCGGUCUCGGCUACGGCAGUGCCUUUUCCCUUGUCCCGAUCAUCAUCUCCGUCGUCUGGGGCGUCGAGAACUUCGCCACCAACUGGGGUAUCGUUGCAAUGGUCCCAGCCGCUGGAGCAGCCGUCUGGGGUUUAGUGUAUUCGCAAGGAUACCAGGACGCCAUGGACGACGGAAAUGGCACGAAUGACGGCCAAUGUCAUGGCUGGAGGUGCUUUGGGUUCUGGGCCGUGGGAUGUACGGUGAGCGUCUGGAUAGCUAUUGGGGCUUGGUUAAUUGCGUGGAGGUAUUGGAGACGGCGAGGAGUCGUUGUUUAA